Messenger RNA from Lottia gigantea (owl limpet), 237 nucleotides. RefSeq lists its product as hypothetical. The annotation marks the transcript as partial. The record is from RefSeq and is a predicted model, not a curated record. Gene Ontology annotation, molecular function: zinc ion binding; nucleic acid binding. The transcript has 2 exons. NCBI's taxonomy places the organism in Eukaryota, Metazoa, Mollusca, Gastropoda, Lottiidae.
UGUUUCAACUGUGGUAUCUCAGGAUAUAAUGUGUCAUCUUGUACGAUAUUUAGUAAAGUUGUCAGCUAUAUUUGUGGUCAGACUGGACAUCUUACUGUGAAUAUCAUCAAGCAAAGUGUACGCCGUAAUGCCUGUUUCAAUUGUGAUAUCUCAGGAUAUAAUGUGUCAUCUUGUAGGAUACUUAGUAAAGUUGUCUGCUAUAUUUGUGGUCAGAUUGGACAUAAAACAUCUUACUGU